This is a messenger RNA of Fusarium redolens, 1630 nucleotides long. RefSeq lists its product as uncharacterized. Gene Ontology annotation, biological process: regulation of transcription by RNA polymerase II. Gene Ontology annotation, molecular function: zinc ion binding; DNA-binding transcription activator activity, RNA polymerase II-specific. The transcript is spliced from 3 exons. The record is from RefSeq and is a predicted model, not a curated record. Lineage: Eukaryota; Fungi; Ascomycota; Sordariomycetes; Hypocreales; Nectriaceae. The coding region runs from base 119 to 1303 and encodes 394 amino acids.
AUGAAUUCCUGCCUCAGCUCAUUUGUCUUAUCCCCAAUUCCAGACUUUUGGGUAAUAAUACCAAUAUCUACUAUUAUUCUCGUCGUGUUCCCUAACUGGGCCGUGGAUCAUACUCAGAAUGCUUCGUCGCAGUCAUAAGAAAUCCAAAAAAGGAUGCUUGCAAUGCAAACGACGUCAUGUAAAGUGCGAUGAAGGCCGCCCAACAUGUCUCCUCUGCACAAUGUCAAAACGAGACUGCAGUUUCGCCUCCGAGCCCCAACCACCCCAAAACCAAAACUCUUCAACAUCAGACCUAUCCUCUCGUGAAGGAUCCCUCCUCAGCCCCGACACCAAUCUUAGGUCAAUCAGCGCAACAUCACUAUCUGAAACUACUUGCUCUACCAGCCAUGAGCCGUCUUUCGAUAGCGUUGUCAACAUGGAGCACAUGGAACUUUUCGUUCAUAUGGUGACCAACAAAGAUCUUUUUAGUCUUGGUGAUAGGGUUGAAGACUUUCAAGAAACAUUUGACAUCUGUAUCAAAGAGAGCGUCAAGGCGCCGUAUCUUUUGCAUCAGGUGUUGGCGUUUUCUGCUCGUCACCUUGCGGCUCUUCAUCCUGAGCGCUCGGCGAAAUAUCAGCACCAAGCUGUGAAUUUACAGACACGGGCUGUCUCACUGUUCAAUUCGACGAAACGGGAGGUCGAUUCGACUAAUUGUGUUGCCAUUCUUUUGUUCUCGGUAACACUUGGUCAUCACCUCCUCGCCGACGCCCUGGCUACUCGAAGUCCCGACGGCCUUGAUGGAUUCCUCGCUCAUUAUGUUCAAUGCGUCGAGAUGAACCGCGGUUUAUUUCGCCUCACACUCUCUGCUUGGCCUUUACUAUUGAACACAGAGCUUGAACCAGUUCUAUCAUGGAGUAGUCAACAAUCAUCCAAAGACCCCAUCGGGAACCACUGCCAACCUAUUAUCCAACUCAUCAAUGACUCAACUGCCUUGACAAGCGAAGAAAAAGGAGUCUGCCAAGAAGCAAUACAAUAUCUCCAACUUGGUUUCGAUGCCAUGUUUGAAGAGGACGAUGACAGUCGAUAUCGCAUGAUAUUCCAGUGGACGAUGCUUGCGUCUCCAGAGUUGACAAGCUUGCUAGCUACAAAACGACCUGAAGCUCUGAUUCUACUGGGUUACUAUGCCUUGUUAUUGCAUUACGGACGAAGUCUUUGGCAGGUUGGAGAUACAGGGGUGUGUUUGCUAGGUCUCAUCGUAGACUAUCUUGCACCAGAGUGGCAUCUUUGGCUCGAGUAUCCACGAAGAAUGAUGAGACAUAAUUGAGGUUGUACAUCCAUUCUCAAUAUAAGCUGGUCUAUGCAACCAUGAGUGGGUACAUGCCCAGCUGACAGAUCUCCACAUACUAGUCUACACCAUACCUCAACAGGAAGAUCCACACAACUUCAGCUAAAAAAGUUUUACGAGAAAAAAGAAGAAAAAAGAAUGAGGCACACCGGAUUUGAACCGAUAACCUUCAGGAAUCUCCGUGCUUAUUAGCUGGAAUCUGACGCGCUACCGUUGCGCCAGCGCCCCAUUGUGUGAUGGACUCCAGCUCUACAAACAGUCAUCAUGGUAGAAUCGACUCACGCUGUCAGACAGGUUCAAGCUAUG